AUGUAUAUCAACUGGAUUCAUUACUUCAUCCCGAAACUUUUUGCAGUUUUAGCUUUCACUGUAAACCCAUUAUUUGUGUAUUUGAUAUUUACAGAAAAAUCUAAUAAAUUCGGUAUUCAAUAUAUCGAUUUAUUUUAGGAUAUCCAUACGUAUCGUUACUCAUGCCGAACUGGUGCGCGUUAGUUCACCCUAUUUUUCUAAUUAUAUGGGAAAUAGGGUUGUCUGAGACUAUCAUCCAUUUCAAUUGUCUUCUUUUUCAUCUUGGGAUACUUGCAACUCUACAAAAAGCUCUUCUGAAAUCACUAAUUGUUCAAACAGUCAUUCCGAUUUGCGUCAGUUUUUCACCAUGUUUGCUUAGCUGGUAUAGUCCCGUAUUUAAAAUAAAUAUGGGAAGAGGUUUCAACUAUCUAGAAGUGAUUGCUCUAUCUGCAUUCCCAUUUUGUGAUCCAAUGGCAAUUGUAUUAUGCAUUCCUACAUUACGAAAACGAAUUCUCUUCCGAACUGCAAAUAAAAUCGGAAUUUCCGUCAGUCAAGCUAUCAAUUCACAAGGUGUGGUAACGAGUACUGAAUAUCAAAAUCAAGGAACCAGCAAUGCUCUGCAUCUAUAUUGUUUCAGACUCGUUCUCUGGGAUAUGCAAAUUCACGAAUUUCAUUAUAUAACAUAUCAUAAAUUUCGGAAAAGUAUCAUCUUCAAAUCCUUUCAUUUCACAGGAGAUGUUACUAUUGAAUUUUCGAUUCAAUUUUAG
Caenorhabditis elegans is the source of this 746-nucleotide messenger RNA. NCBI's taxonomy places the organism in Eukaryota, Metazoa, Nematoda, Chromadorea, Rhabditida, Rhabditidae. The record is from the annotation of a RefSeq genome assembly.